CGUCACUGCAUCCAAUGGUUGGCGCGCUGAGCGAGGGGGCAGGGCAUCGAAAUGGCGGCGGUACUGGAGUUACUGCUGCUGGAGGAGGUUUCGGUGAACGCAGUAUUGCGCUGGUUGAUAACUACCACGCAGGAGACUUCUAUUGAACCCAACCUUGUCUGCUUUAAUCACCUUCGUAAGGACUUUGUACCUUUCCUGCUUAACUAUUUGCGUGAACAGACCCACCAGAUUAUUAGUAAUGGACCCUCUACACCUGCAAAGACCCCAAACUCCAAGGCCUUUUCAAGACAAAGCAGUCAUAUUAAGCAAAGCACGGUAACUGAAAAGAGGUCUGUAAAUGUAUCUGGCCAUCGUGGGAGCAGAAUUCAGCUUUUUAAUCAUACUCCCAAUAGUUCAUAUACUUCAGAUACUAGUUUUCCUUCACAUGCUUCUGUCUCCAAUGACUCUUCAUUCUUCAACAAGCCUGCUAAUUGUAGCUUUGGGAAAAACAUUAACACAAGUCCAAGUCUUGGUUGCAGCCCACUGAUCUCUCACAAUGAGAGGCGGUCAGCACACAAAGCUAAUCUAGGACAUUUUUUGGCCUACACCCCAGAGGGGCAAUCACAUAGGCGUAGCCGAAAAAAGAGUAACAGCUCUGGUCGCCAAGUGCCCAAAGACCAGAGUAGAAGAUCCAAUGAUGAGGAAAGUCAUUCUGAGAGCCCAUGGUAUACAAGCAGGAGAAAGCAAGAAUGCAAUAGCUCUCCUGUCUCUCCUCCAUCUGUUUCUGUGCCAAAUUUUGAUAAUUUGGAGGAGUUUCCACCAAUGAAUUCAUCCACUGGAAGUGCUAGCAAAUCCAAGCCAUCAAGAAGAAUCAAUCCUACACCUAUAAAUGAUGUGUAUGAUUCCAAAUCCAGAAUGUGUUUUACCUCUACUCCCAUAAGUCAGACCAGCAUUAGCAGGCAUCAGACAAGCACAGAUGUUUUUACUGCGGUUCAAGAGGAGAACUCGUCCCCUUCUAUGGGGGGCAGUCUUCAUGAGGAAAGGGAAAUACUGAAGAAGGAGAGAUCUAAACUGCUACAGCAUUCCUCAACCACUGCUGGAAUAUCGCUAGAUCCCAUCACUCCCACAAAACAGAGUUACUGUAGAAAUGCCAGUAUUUCAGCUGAUAGUCUGACCACUUGUGCUGAGCUUGCCAAGGUGACUUAUUCAAGGCAGCUGGGAAUACUUGCUGAGCUCUAUUCAUCGUGUAUAUCAGAAAAUCUUGUGCCAAACAUUUUCCUGGAGCUUUUCUUUGUUCUGCAGUUGCUCACAUCAAGAGGGCCUUCCUCUUCUGAUGAUGGGGGCAGUGAUCUUGAUAUCAAAAGAGGAUUCAAAGAUGCUGUGGAGCAACAACAUUUUCAAAGCGUACACAACUGUGUAUACUUUGCUGUGCUGGUUCUUGAUUUUCAGUUUCCUGUAAUUUCAUACUUGGACAAAGGCACCUUGAAAGUCUUGGCUGAAUGUGAUCGAGUUGGGGAAUUUUCUCCCAGUUUGCAGAAACAACUGCUUACAGCAUAUAAAAAAACAAGUACAGCUAAGGUUUCCCCUGUGAUCCCACCCACAAUACAGUCUGUGUCUUUUCAGCCUGAAACAGAUAACCGCUCUAACUUCCCCAGUGAUAGAGAGUUUCACAUUUUUAAAAAGCAGAGAGAUAUUUUCUAUGAGCUGCUCCGUGAGUGGGAAGAUAGUCAUGAAAAAACAGACUGGAAUUUUGAGCGUUGUCUUGGCAAUAAGAUCAGGGCCAUGAUGUUUAAUCUGUCAGCUGCUUGUAAUCACAGCCAUUUUGCCAGACUGUUUCAGAAGCAGCUUGUUCAGCUGUGUAAAGGACCAAGUGGAGGAGGUACCUCUGGUGACACCCCUGAUCAAGAUGUGCUUAAUAUGCUUGGCUCUGACAAUCUGAGCAAACUGAAGCGUCUUCAGGAGAGAUUUGUGACUCCGCAGAGUGUUGGUGGCCCGUGCCCUCCGCCUUCAUUUUCUGGAUAUCAGGAAUUCUUUAGAGACUUCAUACUCAGUGCAGGAAGUUACCUGUUCAACCAACACUUGAUGGACAGCCUGUGCCAAGAAAUUAAAAAGCUAGAUGGUAUUUCGAUUGAAGGACAUGAAUCGGCAGAUACAGUAGCUGACAUGGAUGAACAAGAUGAAAAAAAUCAUUUUGCUUCUGUUAUUUUGACUCUCCGGCUUCUUGCAAAGUUUCUGGGUUUUGUGACAUUCUUACCAUACCGGACAACAGAGAUUCUCUCAAAUGAGUUAAAGGUGACAGCAGCAGCAUUAAGGAACCAGAGCUUACCCAUGCUAGAUGUGUUGCAGUUGCUCAGAAGUGCCAUACAUAAGCAUCGUAUUGUGCUAACUGUGCCAUGGGCGGUGGAGUACUUAUCACAUGUGGAUCAAGUAGCCCCCUUCCUGGAUUAUUACAAAAAGGUGUUUGGUCUAUUGCUCUCUCUGUACAGAUACAAGCUCAUCCUUGCUGAGGAAAAGGAGAUUUGUUUCUUGAAUAAAAUGCUGCUACUUGCUGUGUUGGGCUGGCUUUUUCAGGUACCUUCAGUGCCAGAAGAAAUGUUCUUUAAUGAAAUUGUCCCUGAUGGUAUCACCAUUAAUAAUGUUGUUGUGGUGCAGGGUUUGGACUAUAUGCCUUUGGUGGACCAACAGCUUCUGUAUAUCUGUUGCCCAUACAUAGGAGAACUGAGGAAAUUGGUUAUGUCAUUUGUGGCUGGCUGUGGCUCUAAAAAUGGUGGAUUCAUCAGAAAAAUAACCCCCACUGCUGCAGAACCCCUGGUACAAAAGCCUUCUCUUACACAAAAGAAACUUCAAGCAGAGCUUGAACAAGCUUUCUUUCACAACCAGCCUCCUUCACUUCGUAGAACUGUAGAAUUUGUGGCAGAGCGAAUUGGAUCCAACUGUGUCAAAAAUAUCAAGGCUACUCUAGUUGCAGAACUUGUGAAAAGAGCAGAAGCCAUCAUGGAAGACAAAAUAACAGAAGACCAGUCCAGCAACAACAAGCUGUUGGACAAUUUGUGCUCUGAGUUGUGUGAGGAAGGCAAGCAGGCUGUGCAGACAGGCAGAGUUUAUUGCAAGAUGAAAGUGCCAGAGGCCAUCAGAGUCUUAUUGCCUGAGGAAGUAUCAGAAGGGGUGCGUAUUUUAUUUCAGAAAUUCUGUAGCCUGGUUUACCCAGUGUGGGAGCAUGCUACAUUUAGUUCAAUGGUGAUUGGUCAGUUAAACACUGAUUUGGAAGUGGUUGGAGAGGAGCGGAAGGAUAUCCUGUGUAUUGCAGUUGGGCCCCGUGGUGAAGAGGAGGGAGUAGAAUAUUCCCAACUCCAGAGUUUUGUUGAGCAAUUGUCUAAGGGCAUGAAGUGCAGAAAGUACCUGUACCCUAUGGCAGAACAUUAUCUUGCAAAGUGCAGUGUAGAACUGGCAUCUUUCUUAGUCUCUGCUCGAAUUCGAAUCCUUGGACUUCCAAAUUUACAGACUGACAGGGUAGACGGAUUACAGAGUGCCAGGAAUGAGGCAAUUUCUAGCCUGGUGAGCCAGUUGCUUUCUAUUUGGAAGACGGACUUCAGGGUGCCCAUCCCAUUACAUUUAAUUUUUAGCAAGAAGAACAUCAGCUGUAUCACAGAUGCUCAGCACCAAGAGUGGGAAAUGCUGGUAUUCAUGCUACAAGGCCUUGUACAGAGGGAGCUACUGGGGACUAAAGAAAUACAACAUCAUAUUCACAGACUUCAUGAAAAUACAGAACCAUCUGUCUUGUUCAAAGAUCUGGAAUCUAUAUCCAAAGCCCUCAGAUUUGACCAGGAAAUGGACAAAUUGAAAGAGACACCAUCCAUAUUGGUGACGCAGUCUAGCGGUACAGCUCUCGUGAACAAUUAGUAACUAGAACUCUGAACUGUCUCUUCAGUCAAUUUGUUUGCUGCUAUUUCUGCUCCACUUUAAAGCUGGGGCUGCUUUUGCUUUAAACUGUGAUGUACAAAUAUUGAGAGGAAAUCCCUUCACUUGUGUAACUGUUUUUCCUUGGAAUCUUCUUUUACAUCAAUCAAAGCUGCUUUCUUAAAUAUAAACGAGGACAGUAAUGCAUUAGAAAUGAGUUUAUAUCUGUGCUAUACCAUGGUAAGUAGUGUUGCUUCGUUUAAUACUCCACGGAUUGGUAGAAUCUUCCCACCAAAAAAAAGGGUUUACUCAGAAACAAAUCCUCAAUUCCUAUCAAUUUAACCACAAGCCUUGAGAGAAUCGUGAAAGAGCACCGUUUACCAGCACUUUUUUAUUUAGUGAAUUUAUUUUUUAUAAAUGAUGAAUCUGAUGUUUUUUUUAAACUCACAACUCUACUUGUAAGAUAAAAUAUUUUUUUCUGUGGCUUAUAGUUUUUUGUCUGUCUAAGUUUGCAAAUUGUAAAAGAGCUUGUGCUGCAUAAUUUUGUAUUAAACAAAAAAGUAUUUUAUUGUAAA
Bombina bombina (fire-bellied toad) is the source of this 4451-nucleotide messenger RNA. RefSeq names its product codanin 1 (gene CDAN1). The record is from RefSeq and is a predicted model, not a curated record. The transcript has 27 exons. The coding region runs from base 52 to 3879 and encodes 1275 amino acids. NCBI's taxonomy places the organism in Eukaryota, Metazoa, Chordata, Amphibia, Anura, Bombinatoridae. Gene Ontology annotation, biological process: chromatin organization. Gene Ontology annotation, cellular component: nucleus.